AUGGCUACCAGCGCAAAGUCGGAGGUUUCGCAGUCCGUCAGGGCUCCGGCUGCUGGAAAGGUGCAUUAUCCUUUCUGGUUUGGGGGUUCUGCCUCGUGCUUCGCUGCGGGUGUCACUCACCCGUUAGAUCUUGUGAAGGUAUACAUUGCCUAA
Messenger RNA from Aspergillus chevalieri, 153 nucleotides. Its product is annotated as mitochondrial dicarboxylate transporter. Bases 1 to 153 code for a protein of 50 amino acids. The record is from RefSeq and is a predicted model, not a curated record. The transcript is spliced from 2 exons. Lineage: Eukaryota; Fungi; Ascomycota; Eurotiomycetes; Eurotiales; Aspergillaceae.